This is a messenger RNA of Tigriopus californicus, 1448 nucleotides long. RefSeq lists its product as uncharacterized. Lineage: Eukaryota; Metazoa; Arthropoda; Copepoda; Harpacticoida; Harpacticidae. Bases 6 to 1448 code for a protein of 480 amino acids. The transcript has a single exon. Gene Ontology annotation, molecular function: nucleic acid binding. The record is from RefSeq and is a predicted model, not a curated record. Gene Ontology annotation, biological process: DNA integration.
ACAUAAUGAUCCCGAGAUGCAUUUUUACCUUUGGGGUUGUGUCGACGCAACUGCAUGUUUUCUGUGACGCUAGCAUUGAGGCAUUUGCUGCGGUUGCUUAUGUUCGAAAUGAGAUGCAGACUGGGGAAAUCAAGAUUCGACUGGUUAUGUCCAAGACAAGAGUGGUUCCUGUCAAACCCAUUUCGAUUGCGAAACUGGAGCUCAAUGGGGCUGUCCUGGGGGCAAGAAUAAUUGGAUUUUUGGAAAGAACGUUUCGCCAACCCAUCAACAGAAGAGUAUUGUGGACGGAUUCCACCGCAGUUUUGGGAUGGAUUCAAGCAACGGCGUCGUAUUAUAAACCGUUCGUGAGCAACUGGGUGGGAGAAAUCCAGAUGUUGAGCUCAACCCGUGAUUGGAGACACGUUCCCGGAGCCAAAAAUCCUGCGGAUCUGGCGACACGUUCGAAUUUUAAGGGUCCUGUCCUUCCCGACUUGUGGCUGAACGGCCCUGAAUUCCUUAUGGAGAAAGAGAUAAAUUGGCCCGAAAUGAAGACAGUGCAAAAGAAUAAGGAAGAAAUUAAGAAUGAAUUCAAUACCUUCGAGGUCGUUCUGGUUGCGGAAGAGAAAACAUGGUUUGACAGAAUAAAAUCGUGGGAAGAAGCAAAGCAAAAGAUGAGAGAAGAAAGUGAAGACCCAGAAGAAGAUGAAGAGGUGGCGUUGAUAGGCCAGAGCCAAAAGCGUGUGUUUCCCGAGGAUCUUCAAUGUUUGCAAGCGAAACUGCCUUUGAAGAAUAAUUCAAAAUUACGUCAACUAAACCCAUUUUUGGACGCAGUGGGACUCAUUCGGGUAGGUGGACGCAUUGACAAAGCAGCGGCACCCUACGAACUACGUCACCCCAUCGUUCUCAGUCCAAAGGACCCGCUGACAAUCCUCCUGUUGGACCAUUUACACGAAAGAAGUAAUCAUGCAGGAACUAAUCACGCCCUUUCCCUUCUGCGACAAAAUUAUCAUGUCCUACGGGGCAGAGAGGCCAUCAAACAGGCCGGCAGGAGAUGUCUGUUUUGCCGCAAGAGGAGUGCGAUGCCGGUCUCUCAAAUGAUGGCAGAGUUGCCACAAGAAAGGAUAUCAAUUCCAUCCCCCCCCUUCAACCGUGCCUCCGUGGAUUUGUUCGGACCAUAUCAAGUAAUAGUUUCUCGAAAUCGAACAGAGAAGAGGUGGGGAGUGAUAUUUACCUGUCUUACCACGCGCGCGAUCCACCUGGAGGUGGUCAGAAGUUUGAGCGAGGAAGAUUUUUUAUCGGUGUUGAGGAUUUUUGAAAACUUGAGAGGUCGUCCCCAAACUAUCUACUCGGACAACGGGACAAAUUUUAUUGCCAGUGCAAAAGCCUUAAAAGAAAGAGGGAUCCCAAUUAAAUGGUCUUUUCAACCCCCCGCCGCUCCUCAUUGNACCUGGAGGUGGUCAGAAGUUUGA